Rattus norvegicus (Norway rat) is the source of this 21386-nucleotide messenger RNA. The record is from RefSeq and is a predicted model, not a curated record. NCBI's taxonomy places the organism in Eukaryota, Metazoa, Chordata, Mammalia, Rodentia, Muridae.
CCUCCCCCCCAACAAUCACGUUCACUGGGGGCUCAGUCUUAGCAGGACCCAGGACUUCCCCUUCCACUGGUGCUCAUACAAGGCUAUUCAUUGCUACCUAUGAGGUUGGAGCCCAGGAUCAGUCCAUGUAUAGUCUUUAGGUAGUGGCUUAGUCCCUGGAAGCUCUGGUUGCUUGGCAUUGUUGUUCAUAUGGGGUCUCAAGCCCCUUCAAGCUCUUCCAGUCCUUUCUCUGAUUCCUUCAACGGGGGUUCUAUUCUCAGUUCAGUGGUUUGCUGCUGGCAUCCGCCUCUGUAUUUGCUGUAUUCUGGCUGUGUCUCUCAGGAGAGAUCUACAUCCGGUUCCUGUAGGCCUGCACUUCUUUGCUUCAUCCAUCUUAUCUAAUUGGGUGGCUGUAUAUCAUUAUCAAUUAUGUCAAGUAACUGUGUAUAGAAUUAUACUGCUUUUGUUAAAUUAAUAGAAAAUUAUUGGUUAAAUUAAAAAUUAUAAAGCUGACUGUGAUGACUCAUGCCUAUAAUCCCAUUACUAGGGAGCCGGAGUCAAAGGAUUUCCAUGAGUUCAAGGCCAUCUUAGGCUAUAUGAAGAGUUCCAAGGUACCCUGUGUUACAGAAGAAAACUCAGUCUCAAGGGGAGAGAAGAAAUGAAGGAAGGAAGGAAGGAAGGAAGGAAGGAAGGAAGGAAGGAAGGAAGGAAGGAAGGAAGGAGAGAAAGAAAACUAAGUACAUAAUGAUGCCAACACAUGGGGUGCACAUCUGUGCUGGAGUGCUCUAGUUCAAAGACAGCCCAGAUUACAAAGGGGUUUCAGGCCAGCACAGGCCAUAUAAGGCCCUGAUAAAUAAUCUACAUACUUUCAACACUAGUACCAUACAUGGACUGUACAUGUUUUACCCGUGACCUUUUGCCACUGCAAGGGCUGCUGUGAUCUCACUCAGUUAAACACCCACUGUGACACGUACCUUACUUUCUCAAGCCCAGAGCAAGCACUGCACCAAUUGGACACAGGCACUGAAUGACACCAGAAGUGUUUUGUUUUUUGUGUUGUCCUCUUUUUUUUUCUUUUUCUAGCAGAACUUUGCAUGUGUUUAUAAGAUAGAUGGAGAAAAAGGCUUUUUGUAUUUGAGGGACUUCUGAUGUCCAUGCCUUCUGAAAGAGCUACCAACUCAUUAUGGCAAAGCCAUCUAGUUUCUUUAAGAACAGAUUGAAGUCUAUACUAGAAGAGAGUACAUUCUACCCAUUAUGGGACUUUCUAGACUACUGGAUCUUUAACAAUGCUUGGAUACCAAUCCUAUUCAUAAUUUUCCUAGGAGUUGCUUUUGAGAUAAUUCUUGUAAGAACGUGUGAGUUCUUUAAGAGGAAAUUUGAACUAUGGGAAAAUGGUAGUUCAGGUUCUCAGAAGCAGAAUGAAGAUGGUUUCCCAAAAGGCAUGACAUUUGCUUUAGAGAGCUGGUCAAUUACCCACACAUCUUCAGCAGAAAGAAUUGAAACCUUUUCAGGAAGAGUUACAACUACUUCUCCAUCUGAAGAGAAUGGAGAUAACAGUAGAGAAAGAGCUUUUUCUUCAUAUGAUGACUGUGAAUUUCAAGAAAGCCAUUUUUGUGAAAGUCACUCAUCUUCAGGUGGGACUAGUGGACCUUUGUCAAUGUUUCACUCAAAAGUAAAAAAAAUUUUCAUAAGCCACAGAAAAGAUCAGCAAAGUAAAUAUCAAGAAAUACACUUUUCUGCUAGUAAUUUAUUUUCAAUAAUGAAAAGCAACAGCACAAAAGACUCACUCCCUGAUGAUGUUAGCUUUCAAAGCACUUUUCAAUUUAUAAGAGAUAAGGAUCUCAAUGUGACACCAUGCCCCCUUGUCCAUUUAUUUCUUUCUGGUGACCAAAUUAGACAAGUAGAAGAAAAUAUAAGAAGAAAAAUCCCUGUGAACCCCAAAGCUCGGUCAGCUGAUUCAAAAGAUCAGCAAAGUAAAUAUCAAGAAAUACACUUUUCCACUAGUAAUUUAUUUUCAAUAAUGAAAACCAACAGUACAAAAGACUCACUUCCUGAUGAUAUUAACUUUCAAAGCACUUUUCAAUUUAUAAGAGAUAAGGAUCUCAAUGUGACACCAUGCCCCCUUGUCCAUUUAUUUCUUUCUGAUGACCAAAUUAGACAAGUAGAAGAAAAUAUAAGAAGAAAAAUCCCUGUGAACCCCAAAGCUAGGUUAGUGAGAGAAGCUGAUUGUCUGCACCACCAAUUUCAGGAACCAUUAAUUUAUAAUGUACAUUCUAAUAAAAUAUUUAGUCCUCCCAAAGCACAAGAUACUUUCGUGGACCAAAAUGCCAUACAGAAUCAAAUGACUCAUGAAGCACAUUUUACUAGACAAACCCAAGAGUUUAUUUAUAACCAAGAGUCAGUCAGCACGCAGCACAGUUUUGCUCAACCUCUAAAUUUUAUGACAAUGCCAUUUUCUAGCAGCAUGCAAGACUCCUUCCAGGCCCAAGAUAUAUAUCAUAAUGAUAAGAGCCAACAUUUCAUCGAUAUACCAUGUAUUGUUGAAAUAAAAGGCUCAACCAAGGACAUAAAGUCUGAUGAACAUAUCAGUGGGACCCAAAAUUCUAUUGAUUUUAAUGACCCAAACAAGAGUAGCUAUUUAGUCAAAGAGCAACGUAGUGAUUUCCAAAAUGCUGAAUUUCUAUCUUUAAGUUCACAUUCGUUUGCUGAAGCUGUGACACAACAAAACACAAUGCCAGAAGCCCAGCAAUUCAUGGCUUCAUUGGAUUCAAACCAGUAUCAUGCAUACAGUUCAAUGUCUCUUUCAUCCAUCAUUAAAAAGCAAGGGAGAAAGAUACUAGACAAUGAAAAAAAGCUUAGACUUAAAGUUCUAUCUCUAAAAGCAAAGAAAAUGUCUUGUUCACAGGUAUUUCCAAUCAUAGUAUGUCAUACUUCAGGAAGUAAGAUUGAGUUAAGAUGUAAGAAGAAAAAAAUAGUACAUCAAAGGAAAAUAAUGUCAGAUAUAGCAUUGUACCUUAUUUCUAAGCUAAGCUCUAAACUCAUCACUCGCCAUGUUAAAAAGUAUUUCAUAAAAAGUCUAAAGAUGGUCAUUCCAGACUUAAUAAAUCAUGAACAUUUUCUGCAGGAGCAACAUAGAUUAACAGAUACAGAAAAAACCAAUUAUCCAAGUUCUACUGAUAGAGUAAGCUUGAGUAUUACUAAAAAUAUAGAACACUCAUCCAUGAUCAACACUAAGGAAGUGGCAGCUCCUUGUUCAUUAUUUGAAACAAGUAGAGACGGAACUAGUGAGGACUCAGUUCAGCACACACUUGACCUGAACAUUCCAAAGCAUGAGGCGCUUUCAGAAGUGUUAUCAGAGUCUCUACAGAAAGAUGUUUCAUUACCCAAAAUAGAAGUUCAGAAGGACAUACAAACUACAAAGAAUGUAGACGAGUUGACACUCAGUAUACCAAACACACAAAAGUGCUUUCUAAACGAAAGAAUACAGAAUGCCAAAAAUUUAAAAGAAAUCGAUCUGAGCUUUUCAGGUAUCAAUUUACUUAUUACCCUAGUAUCCCAAAAGCAUGAGAAAAAUGAAUUGAAAGAUAUAAAUGUUCAAGUGAUUACGAGAAGCAUAAAUCUGAAGGAAGAGAAACCACUAAUGACUAUUACAGAAUAUGACAAUAUUACAGAAACUGACAGUGAAAAGCUGGAAAGCAACGCCUCAAGCAAUACAAAAAAUAGACAUCAAUAUGAAAGAGUGUCAGAUACCUCUCAUGAUACUAUGCAGGCUAUGAUUUCUGAACCCUGUGAUAUGGAAAUAUAUAGCAAAUUAAAAGCCAAGGCAGAUACACCAAUAGUAAAUUAUAGUCACUCUGAACUACAAGAGAAACUACUAGAUGAAAAGAAAAUCCAGGAACUAAAGCACAUUGAUGAUAGCUCCAUAGUUAGAAAGCCACAAGAAUGCAACGGGGAUAAAGAAAAAAGUACAGAAACCGUUCCACUGCUGACAGAAGACUUGAGAGUCAUUGUAUGUCUUAAGCAAAAGGUUGAAAGUGUCCAAUUUGAAAUGGGACAGGAGCACUUAGAAAAUAAAACAAUUCAAAGUAAAGAGAAAAAAGUAGAGUCACAGACUAUUUCUACACAGACGGUAUGGGAGACCAGCUCAUGUCCUUCGACAGAGCCACUACAAGUUGAAAAAGUGUGGCAAAGAAUAGACAAAGCUACAGACACAGAAGAGGCUGCAGGUCCCAUGCACCCACCUUCAAUGCCAGAGAACUUGCCUACUAGUGAACAUUUAAUUGAAAAAACAGAAUGUUGUUUCCCUUUUAAUGGCAAGGACAAAAAGUCAUUGGAUGGUCCUAUUACAGAAGACAAAGAAGAUUGGAUAAAAGACUUAUGUGCAGUUGCCACAGGACCUUUCAAAACCAGAAAAAAAUCAUCAGGAACAAAAAAUGUAAUCAGGGUCAAACAUAAAAUUAUAAAAGUGAAGAAACCUGCAUUUACCCAGAGACUUUGUGUUAGGGCAUGUGACACUCUGAUCCGUAGGAGAAGAGUGGGAGGCAGCUUUGAAAGCACUACUAAACAAAUGCUAUGUAAUGCAGCGUUGGCACUCAGGCCUCUCAGUGUUCACCCUCAGAGAUCUAGCAUUCCUAAUAAUACAGUAAAUAUCCAAAUAGCACACCCCAAACCCCAAGUUGAAAAGGAAGAACAUAAUUUAGAUUCACUUACUAAAGAAAAUGAAGCUAGCAAUACCCUAGAAGUUCAGUCCUGCCACGGUGGGAAAGUGGUGGGACAGGUGCUGCGGGAGAGAGGGGCUCACAGUAAGAGGAGCUUCAGUUGUGAUACACAGCCGGUGAAGGAGGUUAAAAUGGAGAGUGAAAUGUUUCAAGCAGAAUUUUACACAGAAGCAACUGAGAAUCCAGUUGACUCAUUAAGAAUGGAUUCGCUUUAUGUUGAGAAUAUAAAGAACAGCACAUCUACACAAACAGAGCUCCUAAAUUCUGCAGAAUCAGAGUUGGGUCCUCCAACAUCAGAAAAAUUAGUGAUGGGAGACUCUCUGAGCCAGUCAAGAGAAAGCAGUGCUCUGAGUAUUGGGAAUGAUGCAGAGGGAAUUAGCUGCGCUUUUACGCAAAAAGCUCUGUUGUGGCUUUUAACUUACUGCAUGCCUAUUUUGACUCGAUCUAAAAAGAAAAAAGACCAAACAAAAUUCGCAAACAUAAGUAUAGUGAAGAUGAAAUAUGUAAAGAAGGUGAAACCACCAGCUUCAAAAACAUUCACUAUCAGAGGCAAUAAAAAGUCAAAAUUAAGCCUCAAGGCCAAAUUUAAAAAGAUAAGCCAAGCUAAAGCAUUUUUACCUGAAUGGCAGAACACUGUUUGUUUAACCAUUGAUAGUGGAUUUCGGGAGGUGUUCCAUCAUGCGCAACUAAAGCAGGGAGAGCAAGCAAGCAAAGUCCGUGUUGCUUACACUGCUGGGAGUAGUGAAUUCUACAAUAGAGAGAAAAAACCUCAAAAAGAGAAACAAAACCCCUUUCUACAGCAUGGCCAACAUCUGUGGGCUGACGCAGAUGAGAGGACGGAAACUCUCCCAGACCUAUCACUCUCCCCUAUAUGUCAAAGACCAUCUGUUAACAGUCAAAAUAUAAAAAUCCAAAACAAUUCCCUGCAAAAUGCUUUAAAGGCUAACCUACAAAUGGAUCCCCUAGAGGCUGAAGGAUUACAGAAAACUACCAAAGCAGAAAAUGGUGUAAACUUUCCUGUGGUUCCUAAAAUUUUAUCUGAAGUAGGGACCUUUUCGCCUGGUGAUUUUGCAAACCAAACAGAUGAAAAUUUAGAAUUUAAAAAAAUCUCUGAAAGUAAAUUAGAUUUGUAUCCUGUAGUAAACUAUUCAGAGACAUCAGCAAACCUGCCGGUGACAUUCCUGCAGUCUUCCGACUCUGUUACAAGGUCCUUUGUUUAUGGACAUAAAGGAGAGAGAAAAACACCAAGAUCAAAGAAGCAGACACCAUUGAGUCAGAGACGUAGAACUAUGAGUGAAAUAGAACCACAGACAGUUAACUUCAGGUUCGGCAAAAAACUGAAAUGUAACAAAGAAAUGAAAGAUCUGCAGCAAAGAGCUAACAUAGCAGCUGCCUGUUUGUACAUUGUUCCUUCCAAGGCACAUAUUUUGUCCAAAAUAAAUAUUAGAAGAUCAAAACCCUGGACAGAAAAACAGAGAAUAAGAAGACUUGGUCAUUUGCAACUAAUGCAAGAGAAGUCACCAAGCGGAAGAAAUGCAGUCCGCUCAGGUUCUGCCGAUGCAAGUAGUUUUUCUAGCCUGAGGAGCUAUGGAGAGGAGGGGAAAGGGAAGCCAGAAGACUUCCCGACCUCAAAAAAGAGCCCUUGUCUUGUAUUUGGUAUGAAUCAAGAAAAAGACCACAAUCUUCUUAGAUCAGACAAACAACUGAACCAAGUAAAGAGAACAACUACUCAGGUAGUACCACAAAUACUCACAGAAGCUAUUUCAUGUUCUGCAACAUUCCCCAUCCCAGACGAAUUUCCAUUGGAAAAGCCAGCACCCUAUCUCAGCGUUUACCCUUUAAAGUUUGGGGAAGUCAAGAACAAUGCAUUAUCUAAAAGAGAAUGUGGUUUAUCUCAUGAAAGACAACCCAACAAACACACUGGUGACAGUGAAAAGGAGGCAAAGGAACUAUCGGUCUCAUACAUUAAUCCAAACCAUAGUAGGGAAAUGAAAUGUUACUCAACCCAAAUGAAACACACAUAUCAGGAGAAAAACUUUGCGGAUGAAACUUCCUCUUCAAACAAUGCUGCACCUGAAGUUAAUAUGAGCAACAAGAUAGAGAAAGGCUCACUGAGCGAGAAAGCACCCUGUUUCAUGCAAAUGAAGUCAGAGACACUGUGUCACAAAGGGAAGUUUAUUUCAGAUGAAAUCAAAGAAAUUGAUAUUCAAGAUAAAGAAGAAAAGCAAAAUAAUGACACAUUAUCAAUGUUACUCCCACGGCAUAGCCAACAUUUUAUCUUUUAUUCACAUCCAAGCAGGGAUCCUAACUCUCAUAAAGGAGUGAAACAAAGAGGGAGAGACCUUCUGUUCAUUGUGGAACAAGAUGUCGCACAGCAGAGUGAGUCAGCAGAUAAAACUCUCGGAGAGUAUGACAUGUUUACAUCAAGUUCAAAGCUUCAUUCCCUAAAGUCAGAAGAGUCACAAAUAGAAGUUCUUAACACUGUUAGGAAAAAAUGUCCCAGCUCAGCUGACGGAGCUCAGGCACAGGAACUGAACAAGUGGACUAAGCUGGACAGAGAUGAGCUUAAAAAUGAUCUACAACCAAAUAUCUUAGAGUCUUUGAAUCUCUCAACUCCCGGUGUACCAAGAUCUAAAAGACAGAGCAAGGUGUUUACAGACAAAACCUUACAAGGUAAAAUGUCUUCAACAGGUGUGACUAUGAAAGGAAAGAAAGCAUUCGUUUCUAAGGUAUUAACUAUUCCACAGUGUGGUCAUAGGAAAAAACUACUUCCCAAAACCUUGAAAUCACAGAUCUGUGAAUUACUAAUAAAAUCUGGGGUCUUACUUGAUAGUCUUAAUAUAAUCAUAUUAGGAGACCCAACAUUAGAGAAAAGUAAAAGAUUAACACAGAAAUUGGCAGCAAUAGCGUUAGACACUUUGGAUUUGUCCACACCUACAUAUAAAGAAAGUAAGAAUUUAAAAUUCAUAGAAAAGGGAGAUGAAAUGAGUACCGAUCAUCUAGCUGCUAAAGCACGUGCUACAGAAUGUGUAACGCCAAAACAAUGUAAACCUGUGACAGUUCCACCCCUAAAUGCCAUCUCUUCUAUGCCUGUGUCUCUCGAUGUUAGUACAUGUACUAGAGUAAAAGAUAGGGAUAUAAUGUGGACAAGAUCUAGUCAUGAGCUUCACAGCCAGUCCGUACAUGAAGAGAGAUCUUGUCAUGCAUACUCCACUGACAAGGAUGCUACUUCAAAUGGCACCAAAGAUAUAAAAAGUCAAGGUGAAGAAGGAAACCCACUGAGUUCCCAGCACUUCAGUUUCAGUUCUCAGACUACGGCAGGGCCUAAUUCUGUGAAAUCUGGUUUACAGUUGAUUAAUUCGGCACCGUGUUGUGAGUUAGAGAGAGCUCUAUAUGAUGGGCAAGCACAGCCAGUCAGUGUAAGUAACCAGCCAAGCAGCACAGGAGGGGUAAUGUUACAACUUCUAAAUACAGAGGAAUCUGAGAUUGGCCCUGCCCCAUGUGACAACACCUGGGAUAGAAAUCCCAAGAGAAAGUAUGCCUACCCCAUUUCUGAACAAAAAGCAUGGAGUCAAAAGAACUUGAGGACUUUGAAACCUUUACAGGAGCCCAGCCUUACAUCAUCUGAAAAAAAAGGUGAGAACUGCACAUUACAGUUUCCAGGCAAAAGAGAGGUGAGUCCCAUGACAAAACAAGCUUCAAAGCUGCUUAGUAUUGCAAGGCAGAACCCAAGAGUCCAUAAAAAGAAAAGGUACCAUAAUAGUAAACACCUAUUGAGAAAGAUAGUGCAUGCUAUUGAAGCUGUUGAAAUUUGUGCACUCAAAUUGAUAACUGAUAAACUGUUACUUAAUACAGCAGAAGGGACUGAUUUUUAUAGACAAAUACCUCAAAGAUCUAUAGCAGAGGAAAAAGCAAAGUUACAAGCAAACUUAGCCACAACUUUCUUGGGACCUUAUAAUUUCCAACCUGCUUUAUUUGACUUUAAAAGCCAGGUAAACAUGAUUAAAUUACCAGAAAAUGAAAGUGUGUUGAAUCAGAGAUUUUCAACUAUGAAAAAAAAGAAGCUAUUAGUUUCAAAGAUAAUUAAAAUAAGUGGAUACUCUAUUACAAACCAUAAGAAAGUUAAAUUAAGAGUCAAAAUGAAAGCCAUACAACUCAGUGGAAACAUAACUGAUAUACUUCAAAACACUGUUCACUUCAUAUCAACUACUAAUAGAAAAAGUAAAUUCAAAGCAGAGGGAAGUUUGGGAAUAUCAAAAUUUACUCAGACACAGCCAAUACAUAUGGAGUCAUUAGUUGAAGACAUGGAGUACAAUGAUUCUAUUGACAAAGAUGGUUCCAACACACAAGAAAGCCUCGAAAAUGCACUUUCAAAUGUGAGGAAGUCACAGAAUUGCUUAGAAAUCUGUGAGCCGGCCAAUGACACUACCAAACUUGGCAAAAAGAAAACUGACCAAUCUUUUUUAAAAGAAAAAUCUCCAUUUUAUUUGACAGAAAUUGUUACUUCUAUUACCAGGAAUUUAAUAACUUCCAAAGAAUUUAAAAAGCAGAUUGGUAACAUGAGAAUGCCUAACCUGUCAGCUCAAAAUGGUGUGCCUUCACAGGUAAUGGAGGCCACAGAUUCACAGUCACCUCAUGUAGAAUUUGAGACACUAAGAACCCCAGAGAUAAAAGUAGAUAAUGAUGAGGUAAAUACAAACAUAAAAUUUGUCUAUCCAUGUAUUCAACAUAUAAAAACAGAACUAUCCCAUAAAAUAUGGGAUAUUUAUAGAAAAUCUGCAAAAGGAAAUCGCUUGAACAAAGCAAUAGUGAAGAGGAAAGAGGAGUUUGGACAGCCAGUUUUGUUUAAAAUACCUUCACAGAGAGUCCAGCCAUUUGAAGCAGAUCAAAUGAGACAAUCUCAUCCUUUCAAACCAGAAGUCUUUUCAGCUAACAUGGUUCACCCCAAGGACAUAACGCUUCAGAAAAGAGCUAUUUAUUUAAUAGAUCAAGAAGGAAACACAAAAGCUGGAGAAGAGUUUGGCCAAGAGGCUGUCCUUCCUUGUAAUGCACAUUCUCUUCACGUUGAAAAGCAGAACAAUGAAUUUAAAACAGGUUGGAAAACAACGUCUUCACCUUGUGCCCUGCUCAAGAAACAGGAAAAGCCUACUAUCUUAGAACCUAUGUGGGGAUCUUAUGCGAGUGACCAUACCUAUCUGGAAACCACAAGACAAAAAGAUAAGGCAAAAGUAUUGAGUAUGAAAAGUGCUGUGUGUGUCAAACAAAUAAAGCUGAAGGCCAAGAAAACACCAGUUUCUCUACUUCUUGCACAUGGGGGCAGAAGCAGUAAAAAAGAACUAGGACAUAGCAUGCAGCAUCAGAGCACAUUAGAGCUGAGGAGAAAUAUAAAAAACCUGUUUGGAAAAACUAAUUUGGACCCCAAGUGCUUUAUCUCCCCAGUUAAAAUACUUACCAGAGUAAAACUGGAGAGAGGCGAGUUGGAAGAGAGCAAAAGCAUUCUUCCACAGGUAAUUCUGGAGAAACCAUCUAACCAAAGGCAAAUGUCAGGCUCAGGAGGUGUUGAUGAAUCUAGAAAACUAGAAGAAAAUAUUAAAGAGGCACAUGAUCAUAGCUCUUUCAAGGACACUCACCAGCAAUUUUGGGUUAAGUCAGACCACACUUGCAAACCAGAAGAUUUACGAAGAAGGAUGAACUCUGAGUUAACGUCACAAAAAGCAGAAACUGAUAGUCUUGGGCUAGAUAACCCAAGUACUAUAAGAACAAAUGUCUACAGUGACCCACAAGAUAGCCUACAACACAAAAAUUCCCUGGAGAAAGGGACAUGGAGACCAGAAAUGGCUCUCCAGCCAAUGAAACCGUUUUCUCAUUUCAGAAUGACAAAUGAAAUCAUAAUGAAACAAGAUAUCAAGCCAUCAAGUCCACAGAGGACGGUAAGACUGGAAGUAAUGGACAAGCCAUUCGAUUCAAAGGAACUGUUGCUUACUCCCAGUUGUAUGGUACAGCAACAAAAUCUUUUCACAGAUCCUCUUCUGGGAUCCAUUUCCCCUCAUGUACCACACCAGCCUCAUACUGAAGAGUCAAAAGAAGUCAUGAAAAUAAGUAAUAAAAUCUUAAAUAAUUUGACCCAACAGCAAAAGAAUACCCCAAAUGAAGACGAUAUUUCUGAUAUGGAUCACAUGCCAAGAAGUAUUGAAAAAUUACUCUUGCUUAUUAAAGAACAGGAAAAGAGAAGGAAAAAAAGUAGAGGGGUUAAAAAAAUUGAAGUAGCAAAAGACAUAAAAACAACAAUGAGGAAGUCAAUUUCAUUUCUAAAUGAUUCACCAUCAAGGACGCAAUUUAUCAACAGUGGUAUGUCCAGGCAAAGAGAUGGGACAGAGCCAAAAAGGAGUGUAGACUCAUUGUGCAGAGAGCAAAGGCUGUGUGUACAAGGGAUCAGCCUAGACGGUGUUUAUACAGAUGAGCCUGCUUCCAAAGUUACACGUCAAAACAGAAGAACACCAUUCACAGAAAGUGUCCUGUAUCAAAAUAGGACAAAUACGAAGGUGAGGAAGACAACUUCUGGAAGGCUGCUUAACAUUGCAGGAUAUAGAAGCCUUAGCUUCAGAAAGGAACUAAGACAUAGCAUGAAGACACAGAAGGAGCUGGCACAAGUAAAAAUGGUGGCAGAUUUAAUUUGGAAGGAGUUGUGUGCUUCUGGCUACCUUGCAUCUCAAAUAAAAAAACUUAUGGAAGUUAGAGAGGGGAAAGGCAAACUACAAAAACCAUAUAUUCCUCCACAAAUGACACUGAAGAAAAUGAAUGAAACUAAAAGGUUAUCUGUACAGCCAAUAUCAAGCACUGUCAGAAAACCAACACAAUAUACUAUAAAGCACAAAGAACACCAAAUGGUUUUAUUAGAUAUUAUUCCACAAAAUAAAGAUCCAGUAAUGACUGGUCAACAGGUGAAGGAGCUUAGACUUAUCAACUUCAAUUCCCAUUUGGAACCAGAAGCAUACCGUGUUGUAUUUCCAGAGACGGGAGAAACUGAUUACAGUAGGCUUGAGGCUCAAAGACCCAGAGAAAUUGCAGAUUAUGAAUUCUCCACUGCACAAAGCAUAAAGCAGGGAGUUGUGAAAGACUCCGUCAAACAUGCACUUUCAAUUCCACCCAGGAGAGGAGGACCCAAGAAAAUAAAUAUAUUAAGUCCCAAAGAACAUGACGUAUUUCUCAUGGGGCUGGAUACUUUCCAGGAAAAAGCAUGUAAGGUGCAAGAACUGCUUAAACAAAGCACUCCCAGGGUAAGCUCGGGGUCUGUUGCCUGUCCAGUUAAGCAGUCCUUUGACUCAGAAAACACUAAGGUACCUAAGAAAGUGGGUAUGUAUCAUAGCAUAAAAAAUAUUUCCCAUAUCUCUGGAAAAGAAGGAUUAAGAGAAACUGACACAGAACUAGGUUCCAAAGCACAGGCAUCUCUCUGCCCAGAUCUAGAGGCUCUACACAAAACAGUUACAGCUCAGAAAGACUGUACAAAGACCACUCAGAAGCCUAGAAUCAUUCCGCAUUCUGUACAUUGCCACAAGAGGGCUCCUUUCUACUUAAAACAAAUCUGGAGUCCGACAAUGAAGGACAGUGGUGUAGGGCCCAAAAGGGAUCUCAAGGGAAAAGAAAAGGCAGAACCAGUUGACAGUCCAUUAAAAUUAAACAGACAGAAAGUGGACAGUUCCAAAAAAUUGAGGCCAAGAUACUUGGUUAUUUUUAUCCAGAACAAAGAACAAAUUCUGGAAUUUUUUUUAUCUUGUAUAUUAUAUCAACUUCAGUAUGAAAAUACACAGAAACAAAUCUCAGCAAAAGCAGCUCUACAUCCAAAAGUUUUUAAACCAGUGGUAGAAAAAACAUCAAGUGAAGUAAAUGUUCUAGGAGAUCAAUCUUCAAGUUCAGAAGGAGUUACCCUGCAUACUAAAGGAGGCAAGGAUUGGCAAGAAAAUGCAUGCAAGGCUUUCCAAGUGUCUAACCCUCAAUCUUUGAUGGAUAUACAUAGGAUUACACCACCACAGAUAAAGAAGGCAUUAAAAGCAGUAGGUAACCUGGACUAUAACACCUUAAAUAGAGAAUAUGGAGAACAGCAAAGAAGAAUAAAAAAAUUAAACCAGCACUACCUGCCAUUUUCUUUCAAGAAUCCAGAGGAACAUGUAUUUUGCUCCCCAAAUUAUUCUUAUGUCCAAUCACAUUUAGAGCCUCAGGCAAAGGAAGCAUUGUCAAAAGAAGCCAACACAUCAAGCAGGACAAAGGGGCUAGAUUUGUCAUCUACAGAUCAACUAAGUACUGCAUGUGAAUGUAGACCAAAGUGGAUUUUUCCCUCAAUUAUUUCAGAGCAAUCAACAAAACAAGAUGAGGUGGUGCCUUUGGAGUCAGGCAGUAAAACUAUAAAAUGCCCAGGCCUUUUGUUGUCAGAAAGAAAGCAGUCAUCUGAUGGAACACAGAGAAUUGAAUCAGUGUCAAAUGAUCGCUUGCCCAUGCUAAGAGUCAGCACAAAGGAAUUGUUAUCACAUAAAGCAACAAACGAGAAGCAACAGGAGCUAUAUCUACCUGAGGUGUUCAUGCAUUGCCUUUUAUUAUACAUGCAGUGUUUGCAUGAAAAUGUAAAACUGAAGGAUAACAUAGAAUAUGGAGUUAUGAAAGAUAUAAUGUGCCUUGAAAGAAAAGCCACAAACUUGAAGAGGUUAGAAUUUCCACCUAAUACGUCCACUGACUAUGCUGUAAGCCAUGAAGUAGAACCACAGUGUUCCAAAAGAGAAAAAAUGAUAUGCAUGAAGCAUAGAAAGGAUAAACCAGGUUCAGUUGUAAUAAAAGCAUGUGAACCCUUCUGUUUACCUCACUUCAAGUUGGAUAAAGAGAAAAUUGAUGUGAGCAUCUCAAGAAAUGUAAGACAAGAAAAGUACAAAUCACAGGAAGAGGAGUCUGACAUAAAAGAAAUGAAGAUGGCUGGAAUAACAGGCUCUAACAUUAUGUUAAAGACAAAGGAAUCAAUACUGUCUUAUUCAUCCAGUGGAAGGAGAUUAACUUUAGGCUUUGACACUACAAAACAAGGCAAAGUACAAGAAAUGUUAAGUAAAUCAGACAUGAAACAAACACAAUCUUUUAUUUCCUUACCAUGUCUAUCACAAUCUAAUUUAAAUACAGGAAUAAAAGUAGAAAAAAAUAAGUCAGAACUACUAAAGGACUGCCUUCCACCACUAAAGCCCCUGCUAUCACUACAAGGCAGAAAAGUACCAUUUUCAAAUCCAUUUAAUAGAGAUAAUUUAUGUGACUUAAUAGAAUUAAAUUAUCUUCCACAGAGGAAAGAAUAUAGGAAUAAUAUGCCACAUUUGAAAGAUAUAAUAACCCUGAAACAUAUUGCUCGGAAGGGGAAAAAGCCACCUUUUAAAUAUUUGCUACAUGAAAAGGAACCAUGGUGGGACAAUAAAAUACAAAAAUUUAUUCAGGGCAACAAAAAUAAUCUAGAUGUAGUUCAGAGUAAACCUUGGGAUUCUGUUCCUUCUUCACCUUUUCUGGAAUGGGAUCCUAAAACAAUGGAGGCGUAUUUAAGAGAAAUCACGAAGUUGUGCCUUGGAUCACCAGCAGUGUUAGAAUUGUCAGGUGCAAUGGGAAUGUACCGAGAGCUAACUGAUGGUGUUCUAAGGAGCAUUAAAAAAGCAAACCAUAUGCCGCUGAAAGAGAGAUUGCAGAUAGAGCCCAAGGAAGUAUUACAUUCAAGCAGACUAUCUUUGAGACAGAAACUGUCUUCAGCAUCACAGGAGUUACAAUAUAAUGCUGAAGAAAAGGAAAAAGGGAUACAGGGAUAUAAAAAAAUGAAGAAUUGGAACAAACCUUUCAUGCAUUCUCUUUCUUACUCUCACGUGGACACAAGACUAAAUGGAGAGGAAGCUAUGCAAAUAAAAACCCAAUCUUCUAGUCAUUGCUCAAAGCUCCAAAGACCAUCAAAUAUAAGGGAAAUUGUUUAUAAGAAGCCUGGUUUUGGACCUGUUUUGAACAGUGUAAAACAUUCCUUGGAAUAUGUAAUGCAGAAAGAAGAGAGUACAAAAACAGAAAAAGACAUCCAUUUGAAAGAAAACCAAACAGUUUCACAGAAAAUUCAGUUAGACAUCAAAGAGACAGAGCAAGAGCUACAAGAGCUAUGGAAUAAAGAUGAACUAAAUGCAGUUGCAACCGAUACCAGCACAUGGACACAGACAAAUGUAAAUGAAAACUUGGGACAUUUGCAGGAAAGAAAAUGCAAACUAGGUGACAGUUUGGCCUUGGCAUCUUUACCUCACAGUGAGUUGGGCAUAGAAAUAAUAGGGCAGGAAAUAGAAUCCUGUUCUCUGCUUUCACAGAGUAUGGAAUCUUCAGAUUCAGAAAAAUUAAAUUUUACAGCAUCUUCUUUGAAUGAUAACAUAAGUGGUACAAAAAGGUCAAGAUGCUUGUCAUCUAAAGAAGAAGAUGGAGUAAACACAUUUGAAAGAAUCACAGCGCAUCCCAAGGCCAAACAUGUGAACAUGAAGAAAUCACCCCUUUUAUGUGUGCCCAAAAUAAAAAGAUUCAAAGCGGAUCUUGAAGAGCAAAGUAAAAAGAAGCAUGAAAGUAGUAGGGAAAAAGUCAUGCCUCUGAGAGAAACAUGUUCUGCCAUCACUUCUUCAGAUGUCGUUAACUUUGACACAUCAGAGGAAGUUGAAACAGAAACAAUGAAAAGUCAUGUGCCUUACCCUGUGCUAAAAAUAUCAUUGUCUGUAGGGCAAAUAGGAUCUACGAAGACUAUUGCUAACAAUUUUAAUAAAAGAAAACUACCUUCACCAUGGGAAGAAGAAGAAGUACAAACCCCAGACAUUGAUAAUUUGACAUCCUCCAACAGCUCAAUUUGUAUGACAAAGAUAUCGGCACCUUCUCAUGUGUCCAGUGUCAAAAAACACAGAACUGAACUGAGCAAGAAAAGAACUCAUUGUUGGAAUAGUAAUGAAAACACAGGACGGAAACAAGAAAGGGCAAGACGCUGUAGUGAAGUUGCAACAAAACGUGAUGCUUCUAUACCAUUGCUUACAACAGGGCAAAUAGCACCCACAAACCAAAUUUCUACAUGUUCAAAAAAGAGGAAAAUUCUUCCCCCAGUGCAGAAAGAAGUGCAAACCCCAGCCACGGAUUGUUCAACACACUCUAGUGGCACGGUUUUAAAGGCAAAGAUAUCUGCACCUACUCACGUGUUCAGUCUAAGUGAGCGCAGUACCCCAAGAAAGAGGAAGACUCCCCAUGGGAAAAAUAAAGAACAGGUAAGACAGAAACAGGAAAAAGCAAGAACGUUUAAUGUGUUUGUAACAAAUAGUGAUUCUUCUGUGUCUUCUGGAGUGAAUAAAGAGAAAGAUAUACAGGGAAAAACACAAUUUUCUCUUCCACUAUCAGAGGUUAAAGAUAUAUCAGACUCAAACCGAAUAAUAUGCGUGAAACCGUCAGGUUAUGUGUUAAGGAGUGUAAAAGAAUCAACACAGGAAGAAGGAAAGAAUAUACUCAGAAAAGAGAUGAAAGAGGAAACGAUCCCCAAAUCAAUAGAUAAAAAGGUAAAGAACCUACCACGAUCAUACACUGUCAGUAUCAAAACGUUGCAGAGCAAAAUCCAGGGAGAAAAACUUUUAGAUCUGGCAAGUACAAUUGUAAAGUUGCAACUCAAGAAAUUUUCAGGUUCACAGACAGCUGAUAGAAAAGUUUACAGUGAGAUUAAAUUACUGAAAGAGCAUGUGCCCCAGAAAGAAAAGGCAGGUAAAAUAAGGCAUGUGGGUGUGAACAGUAGCAUAGUGCAUCCCAAAAAUAUACAUUUGAAGGCAAAGAGAUCAUCUGUUUUACCUAUGCAGAAUUUGAAUGACUUUCAGUGGAAAACUAGAAAGCAGGGGGGAAAGGUCAAAGAAGAUAGAAGUGAGCCACAAAUAACAGUAAUUAAGAAGUUGAGUGAGAUAACCACUGCUAUGUCUCCCCAGCCUAGUCUUAAUGCGAAUAUGGGAAUCAAAGAAGAAUGUGCACCAAUGUUAACAAGACCCUCUGUUUUAAUGGGACACUUACAGAAAUCAACAGAUUCUGAAAAAAGCAUUUCCAUUCAAUCAACUACUGGAAAUUCUUCAAGUAGUCAACACAGUGAAAAACAUUUGUCAGAGGAAAAGAAAGAAGUUGGAAAGCAAAUAGCAAAGCUCAUAAUAACCCACAAAUAUCUAGAAAUAAAAGCGCAGAAACCUAAAAAUGAACAAGGCUUGGCUUUGACUAAAUCUUCUUUAUCACAAGAUUUGCCUCAUCCCCAAUCGUAUGAGAAAAGAGAAUGCAGUAACACAAAACUGAGACUUAGAAAUCCUGCUUUGCAGAGAAUAUCAAUGAAAGGAGAAACAGUACCUAGAGAGGUAGGUAUCACUGUUGGUGAUACCAUGAAAGAUGUUAAAAAUCAUCAAACGCCUCAGAGAGAAGAGCCAUGUAAAAAAGAAAUAAUAGAAAUAACAGACAGGAGAGGCACAGAUAUAACUUUGAAAUCACGGAAAUCACUUCUGUCCCAGAAGCUCCACAGAACAGAACUGUACAUGCACAUUAAAGACCCCAAUCCAAAGAAGCAUGAUGAUAACAAAAAUGAAUCUCGAGUUUUGAGGAAAAUGUACACUUCCAAAGUUUCUCUAAGCGGUGUCACGCAGUGUAAAGGUGUACAAGUAGUUGAAGCAAACCAUCUUCUAGAUGGUUUAGAAAGCAAACCUUCUUGUCCACUCCCACAAAUUAUUCCAACAUUAUCAAAUGCAGAAAAAAUAACACAGAAAGAGGACAUGUGUACUCAUGUCGGAAAAGGAAAACAAUAUUCAAAACAGAUAGAAAAAACAGUAGACUUGACAAUUGAGGUGCCUGGCAAAAAGGCAAAGGUCUCACCAAUUUCAUGUUUUCUUAGUGCAAACAAAUUUGUCCUGAAUAUGAAGGUUCUGGAGAAAAAAGUACACAAAAAUAAAAGUGAACUCACUGUGGUUGCAUCACGAACUUUCUUGUCCAUACCAUCAGCCGGUUCUAAAUAUUCACAGGACAAAACACAGAAAGGCACAGCAGGAUUUAUAAAAUCCCAUCAUCCACAAGAAAAUUUCCAAGAACCAGCAGAUACCCAGAACACAGCAACCAGAGAGCUGAGUGAGGUUGAUUGUAAGUGUAUUUUCAAGGCACCAGAACACAAUGUGCUACUGAAACAAACCAGGCUACAGAAGUCAAAGUGUAUGACUAGGACCCUGCCAAUAAGUCAACAUCCACAUAUUGAAUCAGAUCGUCGUAAACCAAUCUCCCCACAUCAAAUUGAUUUCACAAAAUUAGGUGCCAUAAUAGGGCAAAAAGUGCUGGAUAUGUCCUUAAAAUGUCAAAAGGGUCAGCCAGGAAAAUAUAAAAAAGAACCUUCAACUAAAACUUUACAUUGCAAAAAGAAAAGUGAAAUCAAAGAUACUUUAAGUCAUGAAGCUAAGUUUCCAGUUUCUCGACUCUUUUUUUCAGAAAAGAUACCACUUAAAAAACUAAGCACUGUCCAUUCAAGUACAUCUCAAGAUAAGGGAAAGCAAAUUGUGAGGACGAUAGAGCAAGCCAAGCCUUCAGCCAAAGGUGAGCUACAGGUUAAGCCAAAAUCCUUUCCUUUUCAUAAUGUCCCAGUACCCAGCAGAAAUCAGUGGACAUCUUUACAGAUAAAUGUGGAUAAAAAAACUGUAGUGAACAUCAGUCCACAAACAUCGUCAGGGGUACUCAUGAAUACUAAGGAGAUGUGUGUCACAAGAAGGAAAGAAGAUCCACCAAUGAUUGUUCCUGCAGAGCAAAACCUUCUAGAACAAAAAUUGUCUCAAACAAGCAGUCUUAAUUCAUUGUAUGCCUAUAUUCCUAUUUGUCCUAAAAGCCAGAAAAUAAUAAAUCUGAAAAGAGAACUGAAACCCAAAUAUUCAACUAUGAGAAUUCCAAAGCACCCAAUUUCAAAGAUGCUUGGUAUCAUGGGAUGGAGUAGUCCAGGCAGGAAGAGGAAAUUAGAAUAUGCCUUCAACAAACCAAAAACCGUGGUUCCAAGGAGUAAAGAUACCUCUUCAGGAAUCAUUAUCAGAAGUCUUUGUGUUUCCAUGAUAAAUCCACUUCACAAUGAAGGAAUAGUUGAAUCAAAAACAAAUUCAUGCAGGGAUGUGAGAGUCAGUCCUUCUAAACUCCAGGAGAAAUUACCAGAUUCUAGAAAAAUUGAGGACAUUUUAAUACAUAGACACUCAUUUGACACUAUAGAAACUCGUCUGGGAAGAACCAUGAGAAUAGAUGUUCCAUCUCCGGGCCUACAGCCACUGUCUGAGACCCCACUAUUAGGUAAGAUGAGCGAAUGCCCCUUGCUUUCAAAGCAAGGGGAAGCUGUUCCAGGAACUAUGCCCACAAUAUUUCAAGAUAGAAAAAAUGAAGACAAAACACUUAUAGAACAUUUGUUUCCCAUUUAUAAAAUGCUUAAAGGCGUCUUUGAAGUCCCUGUAGAAAAUAAAAUCCAAAAACAAGUUCUUCCUGAAAGACCAGGGGAAUUAGAAGCCUACAAGCCCGGUGACGCAAAAGCACCUCCUUUGCCGGAGAGUCCAACCAUACCAAAAAUAUGUGCCUCAUUGCUACAUACGCCUCUUUUAAAACAGCUUACUCCAGAAUUAAAAAAUAAGCUUACGAUGCAUCUAAUUUGCAAAGCAACUGAGAUAAAAUUGAAUCAGAUACCAGAGAUAGUGAAAGCAUCCUUACAGAAGUAUGACUCUCACCCCGCAGGGACUAUUUCAGAAGAUCACAGUCACAAGUUUCAUCUGAAACCUAUAAAAACAAAAUGUAAGCCUCCAAAAGUUGAUAUAUGUGCCAACUUAAAAAACAAAUAUGAAAGAGAUUUUCCUCCUCUCAGCUGUGUAAAGACAUCAACAACUAAAGUUUCAAGUGGCAACAAGGGCAUGACAGAACCAAAGGACAUCAAAAAGCGAAAAAGUGUGACAUUGUCGGCAAGUUUGAUUAAUCUCCCCUUAACUCAUGUUCUCCACAAGUUCUCAAAGAAAGAAAAGGACAACCUUUUUAGGCAUCUUUGUACAAAAACAAUGGAGAUACAAACAAGGGGCCUUCCCAGAAUAGCUGCGCAAUCCUAUGCCUUAGCCAUUGACCAGGAUAAACCAAAACCCUUGUUUAAGUGUAUACAUUCUGCCACAAAAGUGCCAAAACGAACAAACAGAGUUGUAGUACUGUUUGAUGAAAAGUCUUUUUGUGAAAUUGACAGUGAUUUGCAACAUAAAUAUCUCCGCUCUCUCCCUAACCCUUCUGUCACUGUGGUCUCUACACCAAAGGCACUUCCCAAACACACUUCCAAGGUAAGUAAGUGUUCAGGCUCACCACGUAACAAAGUCGGUGGCAGUGCGGAAAGCAGUACUCUUUCCUUUGACAAAGAAAUUUUACAACAUGUUUCUUUCCCAAAGAUAAAUCCACAAGAAAGCUCAUUAUGCUUCAGAAACAUCCAGGAGCCAACUAAUUCAUUUUACCCUUGUCUACAAGGCACUGAACAAAAUGAUAUAAUUCUUUCAGAUUUAAAUUUACAGAUGACAUCAGAAAAAGAUAAAAAAUCCCAUGUAUGGUUUCAAAAAGCCAGUGCAUACAAGCAUUCUGUUUCAGGAACUCAGCAAAAUACUGCUGGUUCACAUUCAUCUUGGAUUUCUGACGACUGGACGAAGGUCCCCACAAAUACUGAGACUUCAACUGAGAUGGGCGAACAUGAAGCUCCUGAAGAAAGUAACAGCGAGGAAUGUGUGUUUAUAGAAACCAAUUUCUACUUAACUCAGGAUUCAGAAGACUUUCCGUCUGCGGUACCUAAUGCUGGUCCAUCGGCAGAUAUUCACAUAGGUGAUAAAACAACUUAUUUGAAACCACUUUCCCAUGAAGAUCCAAAGGACAGCCAUACUAGAACCCUUAGAAAACACACACCCCCUGUGGCACAACCUCUCUAUCAGCCUCAGCAUAGGAAAUGUAGGUCAAACUCCAAAAUGCAGCAUACUGACUGGUUGACUCACAAUUCAUCUAGUACUGUGGAAAUUGAGUCUACAUCAUCUUCCAUAACGUUCGAUAAUGGAAAGCACUGGACCGAGACCACAUGGAGUAGAACGAGCUUCUCUUUAACCUCCUUAACAACGGAGUCGGGUGUUAAAUUGAAUCUUGCAAAAAAACAUGGCAACUCUCACAUGAAUCCACAACUCAGUGACAGAAAGAAGGCUAGAUCUGAUAUAUAUGGAAAGUCCAGUGUCUAUCAGAGCUCACAUCACAGUCACUUACACAGUAAACAGAGGCAGACAAAGAAGAGACAAGCCCCUCAGAUGCUAGGGCCAAAUGCAAAUGCCCAUUGGCAGAACAUCAGAUUCUAUUCAGAAAGAAAAGAAAGCCAGCCCUUUUUUUAUGUCUGUGUACCAGCAGACUCAAUGGAUGUUAUUCCCCAAACCGUUCGCUGGGUUAUUCCCCCAAAAAUUUUACAGAAGAGAAACUUCCAAAUUCCUCGAGUAGCAAAUAUUUCAAAUUCUUGGAACUUCUGGAGUUCAUCCAAAAGGCUGUUGGAGUCACUUACAGGGGCCUUUAAUACAGUCCGUUAAUAUCAACUGCAUGUGGGUUCUUCUGAAUUGGAACACUGUUUGCUACUGUGAUAUUCUAUGAAAAUAAAAUAAUAGAAUGUCA